Molecule: messenger RNA, 1854 nt
Organism: Fulvia fulva
Lineage: Eukaryota; Fungi; Ascomycota; Dothideomycetes; Mycosphaerellales; Mycosphaerellaceae
Product: RNA polymerase-associated protein
Exons: 3
Coding region: 1-1854 (617 amino acids)
Cellular component (GO): Cdc73/Paf1 complex
Molecular function (GO): DNA binding; RNA polymerase II C-terminal domain phosphoserine binding
Source: RefSeq, a predicted model, not a curated record
AUGUCCGACGUCGAAAACGGCCCGAGCCUCAACGAGGAACUGCUGGACUUGGUCGCUGGAGACUCUGAGAGCGAGGCUGACGAUAUUGAUCGCCUUGACGAGGUCGAUGUUGAAGGCAGUCGAUCCCCGAGUCAAGAGCCCAAGCCGAGUGUCGAGAAGGUAGAGGACUCGCAAGGCACGCGGAGGGGAGUCGCGCAGAAAGUCAAGUCACGGGGUCGGAGAAAGCGCAAGCAAGAGAGCGAAGAAGAAGAUGCUGGCUCACCCUCACCCGCCGAGUCACCUCGGUCUGGCGGCAUGGACGAGUCUGAUGGCGAGGCAGACGCACCUGCAGAGGAAGACGACGAAGCUCCCCUGUUUCCCAUAGAUGGCAAGUUCCGAGACGAAAGCGACAGAGUCCGCGUGAUGGCCAUGACCGAAAUCGACCGAGAGGCAGAGCUGGCAGAGCGAGCGGAGCAGAUCAUACGACACAGACAAGAUAUGACCUUGAAGAGAGCGACAAUGCAGAGUCAGGCUGCUGCUAGCAGAAACAAACGCAAGGCUGCAGAGGACCUCGAAGACGGCAACAAACGUAGCAUGAGGCCGAAGACCGCGAAGCAGAACGCGCUGGACAGCUAUAGGAGAGCUCGAGAAGAGAAGAACACUCAGCGAAGCCGCAUGGAGUCAGAUCGCGGGCGAAGGGACGAUCGGGACGAACGCUCACCCUCUGCCUCUGACCGAGAUGCAGAUGGCGAGAGCGAGGUCGAGUGGGCUGAGCCUGCUUACGAGAGCCGUCGCGAUGAUCCACCUGCAGACCUCAGGGACUUUGAACGCUGCAGGGUGGGUCGCUCCAACUUCGCCAAGGUUUGUUUCUACCCAGGUUUUGAAGAAUCCAUCAGAGGCUGCUUCGCUCGCAUCAGCAUUGGUCUGAACCAGGAGAAUGGGCAGAACAUGUACCGCAUGACCCAGAUCAGAGGCUUCACCGAGGGCAAGCCCUACCAGCUCGAGAAUGCGCACGGCAAACAAUUCACUACAGAUCAGUAUGCUCUCGUGGCGCACGGAGCAGCCGAGAAAGCGUGGCCGUUCUCUGCCUGUUCUGAUGGCAAGUUCAACGAAGCAGAAUUCACUCGAUUCAGAGAUACCCUUCAGAAGGACAACAUCAAGAUGCCGUCACGGAGAUUCCUCACCAGCAAACUCGAUGCUAUCCACGAUCUGCUGAACCAGAAGUUCACGGAAGACAGCCUCCAGAUCAAGUUUGCGAAGCAGCGAGCCAUGGAGCUCAAGUUCGACCCAGCGCAUAUUGCCAGGCAGAAGCGGAAAGACAUUGCCAAGCGUCGCGCGGAUGCAGAGCAGAAUGGCGAUGAAGAAGAAAUUGCCAGGUGCGAUUCCGAGCUCGAAGCGCUGGAUAACAGCGCUGCCAACACGAACGGUGCGGUUAAGGCAAAGCCGGUCAUGGCGAAGACGACACCGCAGCACGAUCGUCUUGCGCAGCUCAACCAUACCAAUCGGCACAAAGAACAGGAGAGAGUACGUCAAGCCUUGAUCGCUGAGCGCAAGAAGGAGAUCAAAGCGCGGGAGGCUAUGAAGGAGAAGCAAGCGCAGGCCGCGAAGCUCAAGGCUGAGGCCGCGACCAAAUCUGGAAAGCGCGAAGCAGCAUUGCAGAAGUCUGCCAUGAAGGAUCUCUUCGGUGAGGGCUCAGACAUUAGCCGCGCAGGCACUCCGGCCAGCGGCAUCGACACGCCAAAGAAGAGCCGGGCUCAAACGCCACUUACACAACCUGCGAAUGGUACUAAGCUGCCGGUAGGUGCGCUGAAGAAGAAGAACCUGGACGACGAUGUGAUAGGAGGUCUGGACUUGGACAUUGACGUCGAGAUAUGA